UGAGUAACGGUUGGACUUAUGAAUCUGCCUGGAGAACGACUAAAAGUUAGAGGCCGGAUAUUUUGGUGUGAUGGCUGGUUAGGUGACGGAGAGAGUGGAAGCUUCUGGAUAUCAGGCUGAAGAAGAAAGAAGAAAGGGGGCUUGGAGAUCGAGGGAGGAACACCGUAGGAGUAGAGGAGUGAGGGGAUGGCUGUCCGUCGGUGGUUUGGUUUCUUCACAAUUUAUCUCCGCUGAAUCUAUUACAGGAGAACUGAGAACUGCAAAAUAGAACCAAACAAAGUUUAGUCGAAGCAAAAAAGAAAGAAAAAAUGCCGCCAUUACCAUGAACUUACUACGAGACCCGACAUGGAAACCAGAAUCCAACUCCGACCCACGAAUCAUCCAUGCCCAAGCUCUAAAAUCCCCACGCAUCGAUCGGUCCGUUUACAACAAUCUAAUCACCCUCUACUCCAAAAACAACUUCCUCGCUUCCUCUCUCCGUGUCUUCAAUCAAAUCCCAUCACCCAACAUCGUCUCAUGGACCUCCCUCAUCUCAGCUUACUCCAAUUCCCCACACUCCCUCACCUUUUUCCUCUCCAUGCUUCGCCACCCUAUCCUCCCCAACCAACGUACCUUAGCCUCUCUUUUCAAAACCUGCGUUUCCCUCGCGUUACCUUUUCUUGGCCUUUCUUUGCACGCUCUUUCCUUUAAACUUUCCCUCAAUACCCAGCCCUUUUCUGGUUCCGCAUUGAUUAAUUUUUACUCCGCACAUCGCCUUCCGGUGGACGCAAGGAAAGUGUUCGAUGAGAUGCCUGAACGAGAUGAAGUUUGUUACGCGGCAGUGAUUGUUGGGUUGGCGCGGAAUUCUAAGCCAGUUGAAUCUUUGUCUUUGUUUGCUAAAAUGAAAUCUUGCAAUGUGGGUUCUACUAUGUAUAGUGUUUCCGGGGCGUUAAGAGCUGUUGCGGAUUUGGCUGCCUUGGAGCAAUCUAGGAUGAUUCACGGGCACACGGUGGUUACUGGGUUUGAUAAGAAUGUGAUAGUGGGGAGUGCUUUGGUUGAUGGAUAUGGGAAAGCAGGGCUUGUUUUGGAUGCAAGAAGGGUUUUUGAUGAGAAUAUUGAGGUGAUGAAUAUUGUCGGGUGGAAUGCUUUGAUGGCAGGUUAUGCACAGCACGGGGAUAAGAAUUCAGUGAUUGAGUUGUUUCGGUUGAUGGAGAGUGAAGGGUUUGUGCCUGAUGAAUAUAGUUUUCUGGCUCUGCUUUCGAGUUUUUACAAUGCAGGUUUGGUUGGAGCAGAGAUGUGGUUGAAGAGGAUGAAACUGGAGUAUGGUAUAAAGGCGCUUGAGCAUUAUACAUGUUUGGUGGGUGCGUUGGGGAGAGCUGGGCAGUUGGAGUAUGCGGAGAGGAUUGCUAUGACAAUGCCGGUUAAGCCUGAUGCUGCUGUGUGGAGAUCGCUGCUGUCAAGUUGUGCUCAUCAUGGUGCAGCAGAUAUGGCUUUGAGAAUGGCUAGGAGGUUGUUGGAGUUGGAUCCUGAUGAUGAUUCAGCUUAUGUGAUAGCUGCAAAUGUCUUAUCAGUUGCAGGGAGAUGGGAUGAGGUUGCAGAAAUGAGGAAGUUGAUGAAAGAUAGGAGGGUGAAGAAGGAAGGCGGGAAGAGUUGGAUUGAAGUCAAGGGGAAGGUUCAUGUGUUUUGGGCAGGGGAUAGGAAGCAUGAGAGGACUGAAGAAAUAUACACCAAGUUGGCGGAGUUGAUGGAAGAGAUUGAGAAACUAGGGUACAAACCCGUCUGGCAUGAGAUGUUGCAUGAAGUAGGGAAAGGGGAGAAACGAGAAGCACUUUGGUACCACAGUGAGAAGUUGGCUUUAGCAUAUGGGAUAGUGAGUGAUGCAGCACCACCAGGGAAGCCUCUGAGGAUCAUAAAGAAUCUGCGGAUUUGUAAGGACUGUCACGAGGCUUUUAAGUACAUAAGCAGAGUGAUAGAGAAGCAGAUCAUUGUAAGAGAUGUUAACAGAUACCAUAACUUUUCUAAUGGUAGUUGUACUUGUAGGGAGUUUUGGUAACUUAUAAAAGUCUUCACCUUUUUUCUCA
Messenger RNA from Theobroma umbraticum, 2060 nucleotides. The record is from RefSeq and is a predicted model, not a curated record. NCBI's taxonomy places the organism in Eukaryota, Viridiplantae, Streptophyta, Magnoliopsida, Malvales, Malvaceae.